UGGAUUCCACUCACAGCCAGCCUCUCCGAUUCCAAGUAUUCCGGGGGAAUCGUGGGCGGUCGAAGUGCCUCCUGUGCUUGGAUUGUGUCCCGCACAAUCUUUGCUGCGAUUCCUCUGCGCGCAGCGUCCGUACCAAAGGUUCCCCCUUUUUUUCCUGCCGCUCGACCGUACAGGCCCUCCGUUCCGAUGCAGGGGAAAAAUCUCUCGUGUUUGUCUGUUGUUCUCGUCGUCGACGUAGCUCUCUCCGUGCGUGCGCGAUUUGGUUCUGCACAUGGAUGGGGUUUUUGGGGUUUUCUUUCCCCCUUCCUCGAUGCGUCGUCACAGGCGGUAGUAGAACUGGAUCGUCACCGGGCUUGAUGCUGCCGCAUUGGCCGGUCAUUAGCUCCUCGAUCUGUUCCCCACAGCCUGGGGUCAGUUUACCUCAACUUGUCUGCAUUUUCCUCGCACCUGCUAUGUGUCUGUCAGGAUCACACCAAAUCAGACUCUGCACUUGUCUGCACUUCCAAAGUAGAGACCAUUAUAGGUCAGUUUACCUGCAAUUAUAUUGUCUGCAUUUUGCCUCACACACUUGCUAAGUUGCUCUGCAUCAGGAUCACUCCAGAUGAGAUGCUGCACUUUGCUGUCCAAAUGAUACAGACAGUUGUAGCACAGGAUAAACACCUUAUUAGUUUGUAGAGAGCUCAAAUCUGUUCUCUUUUUUUCCUUCCUAAGGUCCAUUUAAUCUAAUAUGUACCGAAUGUUCUUUUGAUUUUACUGGAUGCAUUCUGGUCCCUAUAUAAGAGUUGAACGAGACUCUGCUGGUUUCGCGGAUGACUGUCACAUGGUCUUUUCUUUCACACAUGCUGUUCAUGUUGACAAAUUGACACUCUUUUGAUCAGGCAGCAGCAUCAACAGGUGGAGACUGUCUAAUACCGGCCGGGGUCCUGCUGUUUUAGUUCCGCCCGCGACUCUGUUUUGCAUAUGGGCUUCUUUGUUGUUUGUUUGAUCAGAAGAAAGAAAGUUCCUCGAUGCGUUCCAGACACUAGAAUAGGAUCCACCUCUUGCAUCGGCUGGUGAACUCCUCCAUCUGUUGUCAGUCCUUAUCUGCAUUUUCCCACAUUGUUCAUGUAUCUGAUAAGAUACCAGCCGGGGUCCUCUUCAUGCAUUGCUUGUACUAGUUUGUCAAGAAUACAGGUCUGUAUAGCAGAGAGAGCACCACAAGCUAAACACCUUCUUUGUUGGGAGCUCUCAUCUGAAUCUUUUUUUACAAUCCAUUUGCUUUAAUAUAUGUUCUUUUGAUUUAUCUGAUGCAUUCUGGACCCUAGAUUUGAAUGAGACUGCUGAUUUUCGCGUUACGAAUUACGACUUUCGCAUGACCUCUUGUUUCAUAUGAUGUUCAUGUUGACGAAUUGACAGUCCUGUAGUCAACCAUAGCAUUACCAGGUUGACCCUCUUUAUUGCCGGGAUUCUGUUGUUUUAAUUUAUGUUGCCGUGAUCCACCUAUAUGGUAAAAUGAAGAAAAAUCUUACUUGUCCAGCGCUUCAGCUCAUGCAUCUGUGCGGUUCAUUUGGACUGCAAACACCGUCGUUUAUCCAUUUGGUAAAAGCAUCAUCAAAUGGCACUGCAGUAGUGCUUGUUUAGUUAAUCUUACUCUAGGCAUGAUAAUGGUCAAUCCUGGUCAAUCUGCUCACCUUUUUAGAAUUGCCUACUUGAUCACUUUAGUUUACUCCAUCAUGAUUUGUAAAUACUAUGCAUGUUGUGUCAUACUGCCCAGCGAACUAUCCUUCCCACUAUCUGAAACAUAGCAUACUUUGGUUAGUUAGGCAUCCCCAAAACUACAAAUCAGAUUCUAGUUGCACUGAUGUAUAUUUUCUGGGUAUUAGCUUAAUUUCUUCUUGUGAUUGUGGUCGAGGGGACUUUGUUCAAUAAAAAAAUUGGUUUUUUCUUCUUCCCUUUCGAUGCAUUCUAAACCCUAGAGUCAAAUGUAGUUGUACUGUUUUCAUGGCGGAGAUUUCAAUUGUGAUAUCUUGUGUCUGUUGUGGAUUUGUGGCAUAAUAAAAUUAUUAUUCUCUCGCAUCAAUUUAUUCUCUAUAAUUGCUUUUCUGGUUGUCUGCUUUCAAUAUUAAUCGAGUUGUGCUUAACUCAUGUCACAGGACUGGACCAGUGGUAGUGAUGAUAGUGAUAAGUUUGACUGGGACAGUGAUGGUGAGGCUGAGCCCUCAUCGGCUCCGGCUACGAGGAACUUCGAUGCUCCUGGCCCAUCCACACUCAGUUCCAAUGGGUGGAUCAACGGGGAAGCGCCGCCUACUUCUUUGAUCGAGGGAUAUGUGGCAAUGGGCUUCCCAAAGGAGAUGGUCGUGAGGAGUAUUAAGGAGAUUGGACAUAGUGAUGCAGAGGCACUGCUCGAGCUACUCCUCACGUACAAGGCACUAGGUGAUGAUGAUGAUGCAGUGGGCAAUCACUCUACUUCUGGCUGCAACCCCCCUAUUGUUGAAGAUAAUGAUGAUCUUGAUUUUGAGAACUGGAAUGACGAUGAUGAUACUGGUGGUAGAGUAUCAAGCUCUGAUGACUCUGGUUAUGAGGAGUUUCUACGAGAGAUGUCAGACAAGGACGAGAAGAUCAACUCAUUGCGAGACAUGGGCUUUUCUGAAGAUGAAGCAAACAUGGCCAUUACGAUAUGCGGUGUGGAUGCUGAUCUCUCUGUAUUGGUCGACUCGAUUAGUGCAUCACAGGUUACAGAAGUUUGUCACUCUAGAAACUUAUCUGACCAUCAGGUUACAGCUAGAUGCUUCGAUUCCUUUGGAGGGAGAAAGAGGGCAAGAUUGAUUGAAGAGAGCAAGAAAAAGAGGAAGCGAUAUGGAGGUGGAGCACAAGGCAAACGACCUUCCUUGGAUGGCAGCGAUGAGGAAUCAAUGCCUCUCCCAAAACCAAUGGUUGGGUUUAACCUUCCUGGUUAUAGGGGACCAUCAAUGACCCGAGUGCUUCCUGAACUAGCUACCGGACCACCUUAUUUCUACUAUGAAAAUGUGGCCAGAGCUCCAAAAGGUGUAUGGGCAAAAAUUACAAGAUUUCUGUUUGACAUCCAGCCUGAGUUUGUGGAUUCUCUUCAUCUGUGUGCAGCUGCCAGGAAAAGGGGAUAUAUCCACAAUUUGCCAACCGAGAACAGGUCACCGCUUCUCCCUCUGCCUCCAAAGACAAUUUUUGAGGCAUUCCCUCAUUACAAGAAGUGGUGGCCAUCCUGGGACCAGAGAACGCACCUCAAUUGCUUGCAAACAUGUAUGGCCCCUGCAACGGUGACAGAACGGAUCCAGCAGAAACUUUCAAGCUCAGGCAAUCCACCACCUCAAAGUGUACAGAAAUAUGUCAGGCAUGAGUGCUCAAAAUGGAACCUUGUCUGGGUUGGCAAAGACAAAGCUGCUCCAUUGGAACCUCAUGAGAUGGAGUAUCUUCUUGGUUUCCCAAAGGACCACAAAAGAGGAGUCGGCAAGACACAGAGAUACAAGUCUCUCGGCAACUCAUUCCAAGUCGAUACUGUCGCUUACCACUUGUCAGUGCUGAGGGGCAUGUUUCCCAAUGGUGUGAGGGUGCUGUCCUUAUUCACCGGUAUUGGAGGAGGAGAGGUUGCCUUGCACAAGCUUGGGAUCCACAUGAGGGUAGUAGUUUCCGUUGAGAUAGGCGAAGCUAAUAGGCAGAUUUUGAGGAGUUGGUGGGAUCAGACCCAGACGGGCACAUUGAUUGAGAUAGCUGAUGUGAAAUCCCUCAAGGAUGAUGAAAUUGCAACAUAUGUUAGACGAUUUGGCGGCUUCGACUUGGUGAUUGGGGGCAGCCCAUGUAACAAUCUUGCCGGAAGCAACCGACACCAUCGUGAUGGCUUGGAGGGCGAGCACUCAUCUUUGUUCUACGACUACUUUAGAAUCUUGAAUUCCGUCAAGUCGGCUAUGGCGAACAUGUAGCCUAAUCGCUGUAGUACAUAUGCUAUCGUUUAAUGCUUAUAUCUAGGAACUGUGACUUAUUUGUGUUUAAACAUUGAGUUGAUGUGGAGGAUGUUUA
Molecule: messenger RNA, 4029 nt
Organism: Triticum aestivum (bread wheat)
Lineage: Eukaryota; Viridiplantae; Streptophyta; Magnoliopsida; Poales; Poaceae
Product: DNA (cytosine-5)-methyltransferase DRM2
Exons: 7
Coding region: 2124-3932 (602 amino acids)
Cellular component (GO): nucleus
Molecular function (GO): DNA (cytosine-5-)-methyltransferase activity
Source: RefSeq, a predicted model, not a curated record